Messenger RNA from Cryptomeria japonica (Japanese cedar), 3042 nucleotides. Its product is annotated as probable LRR receptor-like serine/threonine-protein kinase At1g67720. Gene Ontology annotation, molecular function: protein binding; protein kinase activity; ATP binding. Bases 114 to 2753 code for a protein of 879 amino acids. Lineage: Eukaryota; Viridiplantae; Streptophyta; Pinopsida; Cupressales; Cupressaceae. Gene Ontology annotation, biological process: protein phosphorylation. The record is from RefSeq and is a predicted model, not a curated record. The transcript has 15 exons.
UGAAUGAGAGAGUGGAAAUAACGAAUGGAAUAUUUCCUUUGGACCGCAAUCAGUUGAUCCGGUGUAAGCACUGAAAAACAUCUCAUUGAUUCCCUGCUUGCAUUGCGAUCGUCAUGAAAAUCGCAAGUUUAAACUUGUUAGCUUUCGUUGGAUUAUUCAGUGCCUGCACACUGGCAAAUCCAGAUGGAUUUCUAAGUAUUAACUGUGGCGCUUCAAAUAAUGACACGAAUGGAGAGUUCGAGUGGAUUACAGAUUCCUUGUUCAUCAAAUUCAGAAACACGUUCAUUAGGCCUCCAUUCACUUUUAGCAAUAUAGCCUAUCAAUAUCAGUCCGUGGCCUAUUUUACAAAUAUGGAAGCAAAGAAAUAUUGUUACUUACUGCCCGUGAGGCCUCAUAUACAAUAUCUGGUAAGGGUCAGGUUUGUUUUGAAAGGAUUUGAAAAUCUUCGUUUAGCAAGCGUCUUCGAUUUGUAUAUAGAGGGAAUCAAGUGGGCCAAAGUCGACCUGGCGAAUUUCCCAAAUUCUCUCUAUGCAUAUUGCGAAAUCAUCUUGACCCCCAAAAGGGAUAGCAUGAGCUUAUGCCUGGCUAGAAAUUCAGAGACACAAGAGAGUUAUUAUGUUUUCAUUUCAACCAUUGAGUUGAGGCCGCUACAAUCACAAAUGUAUAGCACUUACACUGAUUUCAACUACAGCGCUUUAAGUCUCUUCUCUCGUAUAAAUUUUGGCAGCUUUGAUGAGAUAAAAUUUCCCCAGGACCAGUAUGAUCGCAUGUGGCAAACAUUUCAGGUGCCAUUAACAACAAAUAUCAGCACGAAUGACUCCUCUUUUCGGAGUGUUAAAAACCAACAACCGGAAUCAGUAUUAAAGACUGCUAUUACAUCGCAAGUAGGAGAAGAAUUGCUUAUUUCAAAUUGGUUCAAUGUUGUCCCGGGCAUUUACUACUUUGCUCUUUACUUGUGUAACAUCAAUAAGACAAGUCUUUCAGGGAACAACACAUUCCAGGUCUUCAUUGGCAAUGUUCAAAUUGCAGAAACAGAAGUUCCUGAGUAUAUGUACUGUUUGUCACCAGAACGUCGUCUACAGCUUAGCACAACUGAUUCUAUAGAUAUAAGAAUAGGUCCACAAGAAGGAUCCGAGAUGAGGCCAUUCAUAAAUGCAGCUGAAGCAUAUCAAAUAUUAAACAUCACCAAUAUGACACAAGCCGGAGAUGUACUUGCAAUUAGGCAAAUAGCAGAGACAGCGAAUGUUCCAGAUGAUUGGACAACAGGAGAUCCAUGUUUGCCUGCAGAUUUACCAUUAACAGGUGUUAUGUGCAAUGAGGAAGACCCUCCACGAGUGACUACUGUGAAUUUAACAAACAGGGGUCUCACUGGAAACAUACCUCCAAGCAUAGCCAACUUAACAGGAUUAAAACGGCUGUUGUUGGGAAACAAUAAUUUUUCGGGCGCUAUUCCAGACCUUAGCACACUAAAGAACCUUACGACAUUGCAACUGCAAAAUAAUCAACUGACAGGAAACAUUCCCAGUUCAUUAGAGAAACUCCCCGUGUUAAAUGAACUUAUUUUGCAGAACAAUAAAUUAGAUGGAGAUGUGCCACCUGGUUUGGUUAAGCCUGGUUUAAACCUCCAAAUUAAUCCUCAAAGAAAGUCUACACAAGAAAAGAAAAGCAAAGAGAACGGUUUGAUCAUCGGACUCGCUAUUGGCUGUUUUGUUCUGUUAGUCGUUGUGAUAUUCGGGAUUCGUCUAUGGAGGCAAAAAUAUAAUCAAGGAAAUCUAACAAGUAGUUCUACUAUGCAACCUCAACAUUCACUUACAGAUAAUGAAUUUCAAAAACUGGUGGUAGAAUAUAGUGAAGAAGACAUUAAAGCAGCUACAAACAACUAUUCUACAAUCAUUGGUAAGGGAGGCUUUGGAUCUGUGUUUUAUGGUAAACUCUCAGGAAAUGAUGUUGCAGUGAAGAUACUUUCAACGAAUUCAUCUCAAGGAAAACAAGAAUUUCGAAAUGAGGUAACUCUCCUUUCAAGGGUACACCAUAAGAAUCUUGUAAAUCUUAUUGGGUACUGCAGGCAACCCAUAGUGGCCUUAGUAUACGAGUUUAUGGAAUGUGGAACGUUGAUGGACCAUUUACAUGGCUCCGCGAAACAAGAGAAACCACUUGAUUGGCAAACCAGGAUCAACAUUGCUUUACAAGCUGCACAGGGUUUGUUAUACCUUCAUGAGGGUUGUAGUCCUCCAAUCAUACACAGAGAUGUUAAGUGCAGUAAUAUACUUUUGGAUAAAAGAAUGUUUGCCAAGAUAACUGACUUUGGUUUAUCGAAGUUGUUAGACAAUGCCAAAAGCUAUAUAACAACUAAUGUGAAGGGCACCCUCGGCUAUCUUGAUCCUGAGUAUUUUGGAAAGUCAUCGUUAAAUGAAAAGAGUGAUGUCUACAGUUUUGGUGUAGUCCUGUUGGAGAUUAUUUCUGGAGUACCACCCAAGGAGGGAUUAGUGGAAUUGGCAAAAGAAUUGCUUAAUUGUGGGAGACUUGCAGACCUAGUGGAUUCUUCGUUGGGCGGUCGAUAUAGUGUAGAAUCUGCAAGGAAAGUUACAAACAUUGCAUACGCAUGUGUUGAAGCAAAAUCAAUAAAUCGACCCACAAUGAAUAUAGUUGUGAAAGAGCUGGCAGAAGCGAAGGAACUUCUAUUUGAUGAUAGUGGUGAAUCUGCAAACGUUGCAUCGUCAAACGUACUUGAUGAGAUGCCUGAAGCUAGGUAGCCAUAGAAUUGUGGAUCUCCUUUAGUUGUGGAAAGAUGCCAACAUAAAAGUGUCUUUUUUUAUAUACUUCUAAUUGUAAAAACUAUUAUAUUGGUUGUGAAUCAUGUCGGGAUAGGUAACUUUUCCCACCAAUUAAUUGAAAUCAUUAAAUGAAAAAGGAAAAGUAUAGUUAAAGAUUAGAUAGGAGAGUGAAAAAUAUUAAAUAUUUGUUAUCUUGGGUAAUGUUGGUUUAAUAUCUAGAAAUAUCAUAUUUGUAUCAAAGACCUUUAUAUAAAGAGACAUUCAUAUA